AGGAGGAGAGAGGAAGUGGUGUGGACAACUGAUCCUGAGAGAAGUGCAGGCGGAGGGUGGUGGGGCUGGAGGGUCCUGGCCCAGGAUAAAGAGAGGGUGCCUGAGACUGGGGCAGCUCAGGCUGCUAACCCAGGGGACUGGUGGUUUCCGGGUAACUGAGCUCUUGGCAAUGUCCCAGUGAUUCCAGCUGGGCCUUUCUGGGUUGUAAUCAGCUUUCUUUCUCCUUUCUCCUCCUCCUUCUUCUUUCCACUCUCACUCUGUCUCUUCCUCUGGGGUCCCUGGGUCUUCUUCCUUGCUUUCAACUCCUAUUCCCCCAUCUCUAAGCCCUCCUCGGCCCUGCCCCUCUGUACUGGCCUGGAGUUCCUUUCCCCUCUCCAGAGCCUCAGGAACUCUGCCUCCAGCACUCUGCCCUGCAGGAUGCCGCAGCUGAGCCUGUCCUGGCUGGGCCUGGGGCCAGUUGCAGCUUCCCCGUGGCUGCUGCUGCUGCUGAUUGGGGCCUCCUGGCUUGUGGCCUGUGUCCUGGCCUGGACCUACUCCUUCUAUGACAACUGUCGCCGCCUCCGCUGUUUCCCGCAGCCUCCAAAACGGAAUUGGUUUUGGGGUCACCUGGGCCUGGUCCAGAGCAAUGAAGAGGGCAUGCGGCUUGUGGAGGAUCUGGGCCACUACUUCCGUGAUGUCCACCUCUGGUGGAUGGGCCCCUUCUGCCCCAUCCUGCGACUUGUCCACCCUAAGUUCGUUGCCCCUCUGCUCCAGGCCCCAGCUACCGUCACACCCAAGGAUAUGACUUUCUAUGGCUUCCUAAAACCCUGGCUGGGGGAUGGGCUCUUGCUGAGUGCUGGUAACAAGUGGAGCCACCACCGCCGUCUGCUGACACCUGCCUUCCACUUUGAAAUCCUGAAGCUUUAUAUGAAGAUUUUCAACAAGAGUGCAGACAUCAUGCAUGGCAAGUGGCAGCGCCUGGUCUCUGGGGGCUGUGCCUGUCUGGACAUGUUUGAGCACAUCAGCCUCAUGACUUUGGACAUUCUUCAGAAAUGUGUCUUCAGCUUCGAUAGCAAUUGCCAGGAGAAUCCCAGUGAAUAUAUUGCUGCCAUCUUGGAGCUCAGUGCCCUCAUAGUGAAACGAUACCGGCAGAUCUUCCUGCACUUGGACUUCCUGUACUACCUCACCCCAGAUGGACGGCGCUUCCGUAAGGCCUGCAACAUAGUGCAUGAGUUCACAGACACCAUCAUCCAGGAACGACGUCGUACCCUCCAGAGGCAGAGUGUUGAUGACAUCCUCAAAGCCAAGACCAAGUCCAAAACCUUGGACUUCAUUGAUGUACUUCUGCUGAGCAAGGAUGAAAAUGGGAAGGAGUUGUCAGACAAGGAUAUACGAGCAGAGGCUGAUACCUUCAUGUUUGCAGGGCCUCAAUAUCUGGGAACUGUCCACCCCCUGGUGCUGAAGCAGCCCAGAGACUCAAGCCUGCCUGGCUGCUCCUCAGGCCAUGACACCACAGCCAGUGGUCUCUCCUGGGUCCUGUACAACCUUGCAAGGCACCCGGAAUACCAGGACCGCUGCCGACUGGAGGUGAGAGAGCUUCUGAAGGACCGUGAGCCUAAAGAGAUUGAAUGGGAGGAUCUGGCCCAGCUGCCCUUCCUGACCAUGUGCAUCAAAGAGAGUCUGCGGCUGCAUCCCCCAGUCACUGUCAUGUCCCGCUGCUGUACCCAGGAUGUUGUGCUCCCAGAUGGUCGAGUCAUCCCCAAAGGAAACAUCUGUAUGGUCAGCAUCUUCGGGAUUCAUCAUAAUCCGUUUAUGACCCCUUCCGCUUUGAUCCUGAAAAUCCCCAGAAGAGGUCACCAUUGGCAUUUAUUCCUUUCUCCGCAGGGCCCAGGAACUGCAUCGGGCAGACCUUCGCGAUGACCGAGAUGAAGGUGGUUCUGGCGCUCACGCUGCUGCGCUUCCGCGUCCUGCCUGACAACACCGAGGCGCGCAGGAAGCCGGAGCUGAUCCUCCGGGCUGAGGGAGGCCUUUGGCUGCGGGUGGAGCCGCUGAGUGCAGACCCUCAGUGAUUCACUCCCUCUUGGCCUUUGACCCAAUCCACCCCCACCCCCUGCCUUUUCAUAUUCUCAGGAAUAAAACUGCUGUCCUCUG
Nycticebus coucang (slow loris) is the source of this 2130-nucleotide messenger RNA. RefSeq names its product cytochrome P450 4F3-like. Bases 418 to 1899 code for a protein of 493 amino acids. The record is from RefSeq and is a predicted model, not a curated record. The transcript is spliced from 12 exons. Lineage: Eukaryota; Metazoa; Chordata; Mammalia; Primates; Lorisidae. Gene Ontology annotation, molecular function: heme binding; monooxygenase activity; oxidoreductase activity, acting on paired donors, with incorporation or reduction of molecular oxygen.